Salvia splendens (bonfire salvia) is the source of this 817-nucleotide messenger RNA. RefSeq names its product non-specific lipid transfer protein GPI-anchored 20. Lineage: Eukaryota; Viridiplantae; Streptophyta; Magnoliopsida; Lamiales; Lamiaceae. The transcript has 3 exons. The record is from RefSeq and is a predicted model, not a curated record. The coding region runs from base 77 to 673 and encodes 198 amino acids.
UCCAUCAUCCUAAAACCUCCAACAAAAUCACUACCAUUUCCCACACAUCAUCAUCAACAUCAACAACAACAACAACAUGGCCUCCCGGAUCUCGAUCUCAGCCCUAGCACUCAUCGCAACGACACUCCUCCUCUCCCCUGCCUCGGCCCAAAUCUCCACCCCGUGCACGCCCUCCAUGAUCACGACGUUCACCCCAUGCAUGAACUUCGUGACCAACAGCAGCCUCAGUGGGAGUAGCCCCCCUUCAGAGUGCUGCAACUCACUCAAGUCCCUCAUGAGCAGUGGCAAGGACUGCCUCUGCCUUAUAGUCACCGGCAGCGUCCCCUUCAACGUCCCCCUCAACCGAACCCUUGCCAUCUCCCUGCCACGCGCCUGCAACAUGCCCGGCGUCCCCCUCCAAUGCAAAGCUGAAGGUGCUCCGGUUCCAGCUCCAGCGCCCGCAGCCUUCUCCCCGUCUCAUUCUCCCAAUGCAGCCCCUUCUCCUACUGUUUCAGGGUUAGCUCCACCGGAAGCACUGGCUCCACGAGGCGAGGAUACUCCAGCUCCACCGGCUCCAGGCACUUCAGGCGAAACGCCAUCGGGUAGCAGGGCUGGGGUGACACCUUCUGCAGCUUACCGGAUUUCGCCUUUGCAUUUCGUGGCAGUUCUUGCAGCUGUAGCUUUGAAGUACUAGUGAAAUGUUGUCUUUGUGCUAGGAAAAUAUUCUUUCACAUAGUUUUGAUUGGGUUUGUGAUAUUUAUUUGUUUCCCUUGUUUGGGCACUCUGUAAUAUUUGAUGAUUGUGGUGUGGUAAUAAUAUUAUUGUUUGUUUCUUGAUA